GGCAGGUAAGGUUGCUAAGGUAGAUAGCUAUAUAAUGCGUAUUUACUACUCGCGGUCUAUCGCUCCGUUCUGGUUCGUUGAUGCUAUUUACUCGGUCUGUAUUUGGCUUUGGCUUUGGAUUCUGGAUUCUGGAUUCUGGAUUCUCCAUUCUCCAUUCGCCAUUUGCGUUUUGCGUCUUGGACUGGACCUCUUUCCCUCUUUCCCUUCCCGAUAAUAAAUAAGAAAUAAAUGUUUACACUGCGACGACAACUUUAUUCACUGCAUCCGCGAUACCGAGCAGUUACAUAACGCAGCCAACCCACGAAAUCAGCGCCAUUGCUGCACCUCCCCUUCUCCCCUUCGUCCCUUUUACCCUUCUACCCUUCUACCCUCUACCCUCUACCCUCUACCCUUCAGUCAAAACUUUCCGGGUGCCGCGUGUAAUCAUUGUACAGCAUUAUAUUUGACCCUUCAACGACCUCACGCGCAUCCAAUAGCUUUCUCGAACAAGUUUCACUCAUCACAAAAGUUCAAUAUUCCGUUCAAUCUCAAAAACCAACGGAAGGAUUUGACGGCUUUCCUUUCUCGCAAGGCUUUCAGGCCCGAGAAGAAGAACCAUAUUCAACGAUUCCAGAUGACGAUAGGGGAUUUCAAAACACGAUUGAGAGCGAAAUUCCAUCGUCGGCAUUCACAUACUUCCUCGGUCGGAUCCGCGAAUAAUGACGAGGAAAGGAAUCCUGCUCGAGAGGGAGAGGAAGAUAAGAACCAUCCAUCGAUAAGUCGAAGUUUACGAGAAAGGGCGAGUUUCAGAUUACAUCGAACAUCGAUAUAUGGAGGGUCAACAAAUGGGUCGUCCAGGAACGGCACGGGUACAGGUUCUGGUAAUCGCAAUAGCAUGGUUGAAAGUCAUAAUCAAAGUCCAAAGGAAACAUCAAGGUUUGAAGACAUAAUUCAAGUGGAGGCUCUCGAUACUGAUAAUGAUAUUACUGGUAUCGAGGGAGGCGGCGGGGACGGAGGGGGAAGAGGAAGAGAAGGCCGCCAACAGGGAGAUGGAAUUGGCGCCGAACUAAGGUUAAACUUUCGAAAUAGCACGAGUAGCGAUCUGCAACAACAACAACUUUAUCAACAUUCACAUUCACAUUCACAGACAACUUCGCCAUCAACUCCCAAUUUCAAACAACAGCCUUUCACCAAUUCACAAUUAAUUAUCGAGGAAGAGAACAAUAAACACGAUAGUUUUUCCACCUCGGCAGAUUUUCCUACUCCAAAUACAGAUAUACCGAGGGUUUUGGAAGAAGAAAACGAAGACGAGGAAGUCGAAGCAAAGGAUGAAAUUCAGGACGAGCCGCAUCCAGAACCUAAAGACGUGAAACUUGGUAAUUCGAUACCACAAAGCCCUAUCAGUUCGAACAAUACUACUCAUCAGCCUACACCCCGAAAACCUGAAUUGUCGCGACGACAAAGUUUGCUUCCACAUCAACAAACAAAAUUAAUCAAGACGUUACUAGAAGCAGAAUUGCCCGCGCCACCUCAAGUCAACAACAUACCCACGGGAGGAAUUCUUGGUGCUGAUUAUUUUUCCAAUCACGGAGCGUUAACGAUAAGCGCAGCGAUGGUUACUCGAAAGAUAUGGGUUAAAAGGCCUGGCGCCUCUGCGACAUUGGUUACAAUACAUGAGGAUGAUUUGGUCGAUGAUGUGCGAGAUAUGAUUUUGAAGAAAUAUGCCAAUUCGCUGGGAAGAAGUUUCGAUGCUCCGGAUGUUACAUUAAGGAUUAUCCCAAGGGAGCAGCAGAGGCAAGAAAGAAUUUUAGGACCAGAAGAGCCGAUGAGUCGAACACUCGACGCAUAUUUUCCGGGUGGUCAAACAGUGGAUGAAGCGUUAGUAAUUGAUGUACCUGUUAGAAGAACGCCAAAACCAUCUCCUAGGCCCAAUGGACACCCGGUAUACUAUGAAGAAGGGCGGCCUACUGAAGCUGGAUCUGAUUACUUCCCACCAAUGCCAUUACCGGUUCCCUCUCCAGGCUUAUCGCACAGUGUCCCAGUCCCUAAUGGAAACCAGAAUACGGCUCCCUUGAUAGCACACGCUAUGUCCGUACUCACAACUGGUCAUGUACCAGCCUUACCUUCUCCGUCGGCUCAAAGGAGACAUCAUAGUUCGAGGCCAAGGAUAGGACGAACUCAUACUUCCUCUCCUACAGUUAUCAGUGGACACAGCCAACCCCCUGUUACAAAUAAUGGUACGCAAUUUCAACGUGGCCCAAGAUCAAGAACUCACUCAAGUGCCUCAGAAAAAUCCUCAAUUCCCCCUCCCCCACCACUUCCAACACCACCCGCUCCGAACCAGGAACUUGCGCCACAACGAGUCGCUACACCUCCUCCCAGGGUAUCAUCUCCGCGACCACAAAAAAGAACUAGGAAGAAAGCUGGUGUCGAUCAUCCUUCUUUACCAGCAGGUAUGCUCAAUGGCGCCGUUCCCCCAAUCAAUGUCCUCAUUGUCGAAGAUAACAUUAUCAAUUUAAAACUCCUGGAAGCUUUCAUGAAACGUCUUAAAGUCCGUUGGCAAACAGCAAUGAAUGGUCGCGAAGCCGUGAACAAAUGGAGAGGCGGUGGUUUCCAUUUAGUACUAAUGGAUAUCCAACUUCCCAUCAUGUCUGGACUGGAAGCCACCAAGGAAAUCCGCAGACUGGAAAGACUCAACAGCAUUGGAGUUUUCAGCAGUAGUGCAAGUAGUAGUGCACCUAGCGAAAAAAUGUUGGCGGAAGAGGAGCCAGAGGAAGAUGACAAAUUGCCAAGUACGGUACUUUUCAAGAGUCCUGUUAUCAUUGUGGCUUUGACGGCUAGUUCGUUGCAGAGUGAUAGACAUGAGGCGUUGGCGGCGGGUUGUAAUGAUUUCUUGACAAAGCCUGUUAACUUCGUUUGGCUUGAACGUAAAGUCAUGGAAUGGGGAUGCAUGCAAGCAUUGAUCGAUUUUGACGGUUGGCGCAAAUGGAAAGAUUUCAGUUCACAACAAGCCGCGGAAAAAGAGACCGCUGAUUCAAAGAAGAAGGAUGCUCAGAGCGUCGUGAAGACGAAGAAGAAGAACAGAAACUCGAUGGGUAGUUUGGGGGCAUUAGGGGGUCAGGGAGGAAGUAGUUCGAAAUUGAGUUUGUUGGGUCAGGGAGGUGGAAGAGUAGAAGGGGAGGCUGUUGGUGGAUGAGUCGAGAGGGUUGAAGAGAUAAUUUAUGUAUGAGGUUGAGGAACAGGUGGAAAGUUGGUUUUGACACAAACACGACACUAGCAAUCUAGCACGGGUAGAUUUUCUUUUGUUUCAUUUUUCAUUUGUAGUAGCAUUACUUGGAGGGAGGAAGUUUCACUUUUUGUUUGUCCACUGAAUUUUUGGGUUGAGGGUCGUGAAUUAAGCGUUUUGGGUUCGGAACAUAACGGGGUGGAGCUCAAAAUAUACAUUUGUCGUGAGACAGUAGGACGACUGGCGUUUAAGGCGUGGGUAAAGUGUUGAUUGAGCUUUCUCGAUUAAAUUUCUUGGGGGGUUUCUCCGUAUUUUUGAGGGCGAGCUUUAGGUGGAAUAGCGGUUGGAGAAAAGUAGCUUGAUGGAUGUCGAAGCGAGAACAGAAGCGAAAGUGGUUGAGUAAAGUGAAAUGAGAAAGAGAAGAGCCGAUGUAAAUUCAGAUGAGGAGAUGGGAGGGGAGGUAUGAAAUAGGGAGAGUCGAAGUAAAGUGAAGUGGAGUACAUAUCAACUGUACGGAUAGAAGAGCGAAUUAAUCAGCACUUGAAUAAUUAUUGAUCUGAAGGGGAAAGAAGGAUGAGAAAUGGAAUAGGACGUGAUGGGGUUGUAGAUGAAUAUGAGGUUGAAAUUCAGUAUUUGAUAA
Messenger RNA from Botrytis cinerea B05.10, 3845 nucleotides. It is a transcript of the gene Brrg1, whose product is annotated as Brrg1. The record is from RefSeq and is a predicted model, not a curated record. Gene Ontology annotation, biological process: osmosensory signaling via phosphorelay pathway. Gene Ontology annotation, molecular function: protein kinase activator activity; phosphorelay response regulator activity. Bases 614 to 3175 code for a protein of 853 amino acids. Lineage: Eukaryota; Fungi; Ascomycota; Leotiomycetes; Helotiales; Sclerotiniaceae. Gene Ontology annotation, cellular component: Mcs4 RR-MAPKKK complex. The transcript is spliced from 2 exons.